GCGUGACAGAGUGGUCCCUUUAAUGGCGCGCGCGUGGACUUGCUCAUCCGCGCGCGUGUCGCUCUCGUUGUUUCUCUACCACUUUCUCUCUCCAGUGUCGAAGCGCCUCGGGCGAAUCGGGGUGUGUCUACACAAACAAGGAAGCCACCGAGCGCAAACACCACCACCACCACCAGUGGAGCUAAAAUGCAGCACAAUGAAAAACUGACAAGCCGGAUCUGACACUUGUUUGGCUUGAAAGGCGUCUAGAAAACAUGAAGAAGCAGCACCAUAGCCCCGCUAAGCUAGCGGCGGAAGUGCGCGUGCCAGAAGGCGAGGCUACCGUGCAGCAACUCAACGAGCUUCUGUCCGACGGCAGCGGCUUCUACAGUUUACCAGCGCAACAUUUCAACGAGGUGUUUCCUCGGAUUUACAUCGGUAAUGCGUUUGUGGCCCAGAAUGUGAUGCGUCUGCAGCGGCUCGGCAUCACACACAUACUCAACACAGCAGAGGGCAACUCCUUCAUGCACGUGAACACCAACGCUGAGUUCUAUGCAGGAAGUGGGAUCACAUACCAUGGAAUAAAGGCCAAUGACACGGAACAGUUUAACCUCAGUGCCUUCUUUGAGGAAGGGGCCGAAUUUAUUGAUAAGGCUUUGGCACAUGCAAAUGGAAAAGGAAAAGUGUACGUUCACUGCCGAGAAGGCUACAGCCGCUCCCCGACUAUGGUCAUUGCUUACCUCAUGCUGUACCAUAAAAUGGAUGUGCGAGUGGCAACGGCUACAGUAAGGCACAAGAGAGAAAUUGGGCCCAAUGAUGGCUUCCUGCGCCAGCUGUGCCAACUCAAUGAGAAGCUGGCCAAAGAGGGCAAGCUGAAGACUAAAUGAUAAACAAGACAUCUAUCACUCCUCUGGCGCCAGAGCUGGUGAAAAGAUCUUACCAGGCUAGCACCCCCACCCUCCCAACACACACACACACACACACACACACACACACACACACACACACACACACACACACACAGCUAAUGAUGUGUAAAAGGCAGAUUCAUAUUAACAGAAUAAUAUAUUGUGUACAAAUUGAAAAACUGUCUUGAAACACACACACACUCACACACACACACACAGUGUGUCGGUCUACAAAUCUUGCAUUCACUAUCAUAACUGUCCUGCUUCUCUGCCUUUUUGUUUGAUCACAAUUUCCCACGUAAUGUAUGUAGCCACAUGCAAAAUAAUUAGAUUUAAUAUAUUUUACAAUAUAUUUAUAUUUUACAAUAUAUUAUAUGACUUAUAUAAAAUAUUACAGUAUAUUCCAUUUACAUGUAGAGUGUAAAACACUCCUGCUGCCAUCUGUUUGUAUGCCUAGCAUCUUUGGAGCUCUUUAGCCCAGUCUGCUUACAAUGGUGUAAAUUAGAGCACAGUCACGCCAUAGUCUCCCACUGCCGGAUUUUUCACAGUGAUCGAUCCCAUUCCAUUUUGUAUAAGGUUAUAGAUGGAGGAAUUUCAAACGACACAGUGUGUACACAUACCUCUGUGGAAAAAGCACCAAAAUUACACUUAGAAUUAAUGAUAGGAUAUUGAUUUAGCUCAUUGCAGCUGAUACUGCUUACUGAUAUUUCCAUCAGUGCUCACAGAAUGAGGGUUAGACCACUGACAGGGUAUCCCAGUGUUAUUUUCAUGUCAGCAUUGCUUUUUUGUACCAUAGCUACAUACGUGAAGUAAGCAGUUGUUCAGCCAACAUAUAUUAAAAGUAUCAGUAUCAGCCAUGAUACAGUGCAGCAUAGAGCUGACAUGUCAGUUUACUCUCUACCAAUCCAGAAUAACACCUAAACCUUGUAUCCUCCUCAAGAUCGCAGUCAUUAAAAUCAGUAUGUUUAUGUGCUUGCUUAUGUAAUGGUAAGUAUCCUUUAUCAUGCAUCAAAUACAAGGUCAAGCCAUGCUUUAUAUAGGGCAUUACUAGCAUAUAUACUGUAUUUUAGAGAAUUACUUUAAGCCAAUCUCAUUAUUGGGUCUUCCGUAUAGCCCUGAUAUUGAGAGUAUGAUUACAAACAGCGACUGUUUGUAAAUUGGACUGAGAGCACAAAAGAAAGAUCUGAGCAUCAUUAGUCCACUGACUGAAGCUCACUUGUCACAUAUAAAGCCCUAGGGUUUUCCUGUAUUUUUUAAUGAUUAAGGAGACUCAUAUAUCACUUAGAACCCACUAUAAAACUAGGCCACAUGAAACCAUAGAGCAUUUUUUUUUAUUCCAAUUACUCCAAUUUCUAUAUUUAUAUGCAAUGCAGAAAUAUAUACAUGUAUAUAAAUAGUUAGGUGUUGACAUAUAUGAAUGUAUUAUAAACUGUAUGUAUAUUACUACAGUAUGUGUUCUCAAACUAAUAUCCACCUUAUUGUAGCCACGAUUCAUAUCAUGUUAACACAUUAAUAAGGAUUAAUAAUACAGUUACAAGGAUCUAAAUUAAUAAUACAAUUAUAAGGAUCAUCUAGAGCAGGGGUUAUCACCUAGCAUAUCAGGGUCUAUACCAGCAAAUGAUUUAAGUGGACUGAAGUGAGCACUUGUUCAAAACAAACAC
Messenger RNA from Pangasianodon hypophthalmus (striped catfish), 2548 nucleotides. RefSeq names its product dual specificity phosphatase 3a (gene dusp3a). Gene Ontology annotation, biological process: negative regulation of MAPK cascade; protein dephosphorylation. Gene Ontology annotation, molecular function: protein tyrosine/serine/threonine phosphatase activity; MAP kinase phosphatase activity. The transcript is spliced from 3 exons. The record is from RefSeq and is a predicted model, not a curated record. The coding region runs from base 255 to 866 and encodes 203 amino acids. Lineage: Eukaryota; Metazoa; Chordata; Actinopteri; Siluriformes; Pangasiidae. Gene Ontology annotation, cellular component: cytoplasm.